UCAUUGCUUCUCUGCUCACUGAAGGCGUCGUUUGGGUGUGUUUUUCUGCGUAGUUGCUGGCCAAUCGAUCGCAUGCACUUCUGGAGGCACUUCUCCUCUCCUCCCUCCGUGCGGGCACUCAACUAAUUCAUUAACAAAUAUUUGCUUGUGAAAAAGAAGAACAGUGCCGUCACAUAUGCAUUUAAUGCUGGAAUAACUGUUGAUCCACAAUUGCAAUCCACCAAAACUGUGAGUCUUUGUGUGCGUUCGUGUGUGUGUGUGUGCUGGUGCGUGAGCAAAAAUUAUUGUAUAAUCGCCAAAAAAAAAACUUAAAAACGCCAACGCGAGAGCGAAAAACUUGUUGAACGGCAGAUCCCCGCACACCCCCGCUGAGCCGACGAACCAGCGAACCGACGAACCAUCGAAACACCGAACCACCACCCACUAGCAAUCUAUAGACUUACGGCGGUGACUACGUCAUGCAGGCCAUCAAGUGCGUUGUUGUUGGCGACGGAGCCGUGGGUAAGACCUGCCUCCUGAUCAGCUACACAACCAAUGCCUUCCCCGGUGAAUACAUCCCCACGGUGUUUGACAAUUACUCGGCCAACGUGAUGGUGGAUGCCAAGCCGAUCAAUCUGGGACUGUGGGAUACGGCCGGGCAGGAGGAUUACGAUCGAUUGCGUCCGCUCUCCUACCCGCAGACGGAUGUCUUCCUCAUCUGCUUCUCGCUGGUCAAUCCCGCCUCCUUCGAGAACGUGCGCGCCAAGUGGUUCCCGGAGGUGCGUCACCACUGUCCCAGUGUGCCCAUCAUUCUGGUGGGCACCAAGCUGGAUCUGCGCGAUGACAAGGCUACCAUUGAGAAGCUCAAGGACAAGAAGCUGACGCCCAUCACAUAUCCGCAGGGACUGGCCAUGGCCAAGGAGAUCGGCGCUGUCAAGUAUCUGGAGUGCUCUGCCCUGACCCAAAAGGGCCUGAAGACGGUCUUCGAUGAGGCCAUUCGCUCUGUGCUUUGUCCAGUGGUGCGCAAGCCCCCGCGUCCCAGGUGCAGGCUGCUGUAGGGCGGCGACGACAAAGAGAGAGAGAGGACAAAGUGCAGAAACUCUUUUUUGCAGAAAGAAAACAAAAAAAAAGAAACAUAAAAUAAUGCAUGGGUUUACAGUUACAGCUAAUGUACGUGUGAGAGAGCGUGUCAGAGUGAUUUAAUGAGAG
Molecule: messenger RNA, 1188 nt
Organism: Drosophila guanche
Lineage: Eukaryota; Metazoa; Arthropoda; Insecta; Diptera; Drosophilidae
Gene: Rac2
Product: ras-related protein Rac2
Exons: 2
Coding region: 459-1037 (192 amino acids)
Biological process (GO): establishment or maintenance of cell polarity; regulation of actin cytoskeleton organization; actin filament organization
Cellular component (GO): cell cortex; cytoplasmic vesicle; plasma membrane
Molecular function (GO): GTPase activity; GTP binding; protein kinase binding
Source: RefSeq, a predicted model, not a curated record